This is a messenger RNA of Aplosporella prunicola CBS 121167, 824 nucleotides long. RefSeq lists its product as uncharacterized. The record is from RefSeq and is a predicted model, not a curated record. The coding region runs from base 60 to 572 and encodes 170 amino acids. Lineage: Eukaryota; Fungi; Ascomycota; Dothideomycetes; Botryosphaeriales; Aplosporellaceae. The transcript has a single exon.
CCGAAUCCCCGCAGCGCAUCGUAUCCCGGCCCGCAUGUCUUAGCCCCCUGCAGCAAGCGAUGCAGAUCCAGGCCCUCUGGACUCCACCACCAUCAAUAGCAGCAGCCGCCAACACACUCACCACCACUACAAGCAUAACCAACCACCACAUACACGACAACACCAACAGCGCGAACCAACCUCCUACCCAUCCUCCACAUCCACACCGCCACCCCCAACCCCCCAGUCCCAACCCCAGAAAAAGCAACAACCCCAAUCACCCCACCCCGCAUUACGCUGCAUAUCUUCAAACCGACCGCCCAUCCGCCCGCAUUAGACAGCACGCACCACAUGAACCGACCCGAUUGCGCCCACGUACGCGCGCACAGCGCAAGAACCCCUGGCGCACCUCCCCCGCACCCACCCACCGCACACUGCACACUGCACGCGCCCCACAAAACAACAGGAAACAGGAAACAGGAAAAAGAACACAACACAGAAGCAAAAAAAGCACCCCCGCACCCACUAGGCCCAGCGCUAAUUUAUCCGUCGCGGCGCCGCCAUGUCGGUCGGGCGGGCGGGAUGCCAGUUAACUAACUAGGCUGCGCAAGCCGUUCCGCAGUCCCCGAUCCCGACCCCCGACUGCGGGUGUAAGGCGUCCCGGCGCUUAUGUGCUUCGGCCGAGUGACUGCGUGGCUGGCUAACUGGCUGGCUGGUUGGUUGUUUUGCUCGGCGAGGCGGGGCGAGGCAAGGCGAGGCGAGACAAAGUAGAGGCAGAGGGGCAGCGAGAGGGGGGAAAGAGCGGUGACGGCCGCGGACGAGCGGAGGACAGAGAAUGGAGGACG